Molecule: messenger RNA, 462 nt
Organism: Mucor mucedo
Lineage: Eukaryota; Fungi; Mucoromycota; Mucoromycetes; Mucorales; Mucoraceae
Exons: 2
Source: RefSeq, a predicted model, not a curated record
UCACAAUAUUUACAUGCAUUUAUUGAAAAUCAUCCAACUUGUAUUGUGAAAGAUGCUACAGAAUCCCUUUGUGAGACUUUUCAAGGCUUAACAAUGAACGAGUCCACUGUAUUUCGUCACAUGACUGAAAAGCUUAAGUUUACUUUGACUUGUACACAAGCAAGGUUUGUAAACAAAAAUUCAGAUGAUACGCUUAAACAACGUAGACAACCUAUUGAAGAUAAAACUUUUAUAAAAAAAAAAAGAUGCAUUAUCGUGGAUGAAAGUGGGUCCAAGAAAAACAUGGUACGUCCUGUGACGUGGUCUAAGAAAGGUGGGCCUGCAGAAGUGGAUGUAGAAGCAGAAGGAACUAAUCUGAGUAUCCUGGGUUGUAUGUCAGCCUAUGAGUUGAUUGCUCUUUCGCAACAAGUUCCAAAAUUAAGCAGAAAGAAACAAAAAACUCCUCUUGGUACAAAAAGAGGG